AUGGAACUCGCAGUGUCAGGAGGGCCCUCUCCGCGACAGAGAGGUGAGGGCGAUACUGUUGUGGUUAGUUCAUUUUCAGCCUCUUCACGUAAACCGUAUGUAGAGGUCCAUAACGGGUCGCACCACAGGAGAGCGAUCUCCGCAACGGCUAUUGGUGCAGUCCUCGCUUCACUGGUCACCAUACUUCUGGCGAUUGCCACAUGCCUAUAUCCGGCGAUAAGAGCGACAUCAGUGAGAGCACCACAACGUCGACUAGCAAGCGGGAAUUGGUGGGAAGGGGAUCCUCUCUCGCCCUCUUCUCUAUUGUGCGACGAGGUGCUGACCUCUGGUGAUGAAUCUUCUGACGAAUUUCCACCUACCCAAGCACAGUCUGGAAGCACACCACCUCGAAAACGAGCUUACGAAGGAGGAGCGACUGACAAGACAGAAUGCUCGCAUACAGGUGGUGCGGGCAGUGAAGGAUCGAAAAGAUUCCGACCUAUAGACCUGGACUCGACACCAAGUCCACAGGGCAGCCCCGUUACGGAAUCUGGCCAAAAUUCAACACCACCAAGUCCUGAAGGACCUUUAAUGCUAUUUUUAGAAGAAAGUUUAUCCGGAGAUGAAGACCACAACGGUACGCAACAGCCCAGUCCGCAGCCGCCCAAAACAGUCGACAACUCCGUGAACACAGGAGCUGACCAAACACAAGGAGGAGCUGACUGCGCCGAAGAUUCAGAUGGUUCUGGGGAGUCCAGCAGUACUCAAGGGCGCGGUCCGCAGUCGCCCGAAACAGUUGACAACUCCGUGGGGACAGGAGCUGAUCAAACACACGGAGCUGGUUGCGCCAAAGAUUCCGAGGCAUCUGGUAAAGACGGCCCCGGAAGUGGUGGUGGCAUGAGUCCACAGGAGGAGAUGAGCACGCCCAGUCCAAGUCCGGUGGUUGUGGAGGGCACCGUACAUGCAGGUGAUUCUGCAAAGUCUCAUAAUGGAGAGUCUUCGAAGCACCAGUCUGAAGGUUAA
Eimeria tenella is the source of this 1002-nucleotide messenger RNA. RefSeq lists its product as uncharacterized. Lineage: Eukaryota; Apicomplexa; Conoidasida; Eucoccidiorida; Eimeriidae. The transcript has a single exon. The coding region runs from base 1 to 1002 and encodes 333 amino acids. The record is from RefSeq and is a predicted model, not a curated record.